Molecule: messenger RNA, 6349 nt
Organism: Strongylocentrotus purpuratus (purple sea urchin)
Lineage: Eukaryota; Metazoa; Echinodermata; Echinoidea; Camarodonta; Strongylocentrotidae
Product: dymeclin
Exons: 16
Coding region: 321-2420 (699 amino acids)
Biological process (GO): Golgi organization
Cellular component (GO): Golgi apparatus
Source: RefSeq, a predicted model, not a curated record
UUGAAACGGAUGCCGACACGUCAAUGGAUUUUCAUCGUUCACAUUAUUACAACCAUAUCGGCGCUAGUAAAAUUUUUCAUUUGAUCUCCAUAUUAAUAUGGGCUUUCAUCUAGUUGGUUGGAACUCUACAAAUGACUUGAUCCACUUCUGAAUUUCCCGACCAUCAUGGCCUUCAGUGACAAACUCAUCAGCAAGAACUUGUUUUGAUGUGAACACCUGAAUCGGAACCAGAACCAGAACCAGAGAGAUUUGCUAGCAUCAAGAAAGAAGACUUUAAAGAAGGGAAGACCAUCUGAUUCUUGGGCCAUCUUUGGUUCACAAUGGGUGGCACUGGGAGUAGCCUGAGUGAGCUUGGAGAGAAUGAGUUUCUUCGGAGGUUCGUCGGGAAGGAAUCCAUCGACGAUACAGAUCCUUUUUGGGAGCAGCUCCUGUCCUUUUCAUUCAACAUCCCGCAUAGUAGUGCCGAUGCUAGGCUGAUAGAGGAAUCUUCACAGAAUCUCUGCAAGACACUAGCGCACAGUAAUCUCCAUUCUGGUAACCUGUGUGCCCUAGUUCGUGUGUUCAACAAAAGAGCCAUGCAGCUCAAAGUCUCUGCACAAAAUGAAGACUUUAGGAGGGCUGUAUUGGAGAAGGAAGGCCAUGUCUUCACCUGGCAGACCUACAACGCCCUGUUCAUCAUCCGACGGAGCAUGAAGUACUUCCUGGAGAUGCUGUCGGAGGGGCGUAUCCUCCAGCAGCUGUCGGUCCUGGUGAGAACCAAACCCUCCUCCACCGUGCUCAAUGUGGAAGACGUGAUGGAGAACGGGGACGCAGAUGGAGACGAGUCGCUCCUGGAGAGGUUCAUCCAGACUCUCAUACAACUCCUCAUUGAAGUCCCUGUGCUGAAUUUCACUUAUGUGAUACACCUGGAGACGAUAAACACCCUCCUGGUUCUGCUAUCGGUCCAGAUGUACAUUCCAAGGAUAUCACACAAGAGCCUCAUAACAGAGUACAUCAUGCAUGGAAAAUGCUCCAGUGAUGCCCAUGUUCUGGUUAAGAUUCUCCUGGACCAGUUCAUCAAGAGAGAAGACUGUCCAGCAGAGCUUCUAAGAGACUCGCCCAAACCAGCCAGCUUUCUCUACGGUAUCUCUGCAGCAAUAGCAGCUGGUAUCUGGGCAGUGCUCACACUAGGUUACGGGACAAGAUCCAAGCCGGAUGAUAGAGAAGACAGGGCACUCUUAGCCAACCAGAGUCUCCUACUCCUACAGGUCCUCACCAAUCACUACACACAUGAGAAGGGGAUACACAAUCCCUACAGGAAGGCACUCUGCAAUUUCGCAAAUUCACAAGACGGUGGAAUGCCCAUUGGUCCAUCUGGUUCCCUGCCACCAUUCAAGCUAAAUUCGGCCAACCUGUAUGAAGCAUUCUGCAACCAUCUCAAAGAUGAUCAAAGCACACUCCUCCUCUACCUCCUCCUACAUCAGAACAUCAACUUCAGGAACUACGUCCUUUCAAGAACAAACAUAGACACACUGGUGAUACCCCUACUGAAGAUACUGUACAAUGCCCAGGAGAGGAAUUCACAUCACAUCUACAUGACUCUCAUCAUCCUGCUCAUCCUGAGUGAAGAUGAUUCCUUCAAUAAGUGUGUUCAUGAAUUGAUGGUGAAACAAGUGACAUGGUACACAGACAGAACCAUCACAGAGAUCACACUUGGUGGCCUGAUUGUUCUGGUUGUCAUUAGGACCAUACAGUACAACAUGACAAGAAUGAGGGAUAAGUACCUGCAUACAAACUGCUUAGCAGCUCUUGCCAACAUGUCUUCUCAGUUCCAUUCCCUGCAUCCCUAUGUUACACAGAGAAUAGUCAGUUUGUUUGAGUUACUGAUCAAGAAGCAUGAUAAGAUUGUAGAGCAGCUGAGAGCAUCAUCAGCGCUUGAACCCAAUGGAGACCUUACACAGGAUGCUGAGGUGGAACACGAUGAUCUGUUAUCAGAUCUUAGCGUGUUGGAGGAGGUCAUUCGUAUGGUGCUAGAAAUCAUCAAUUCAUGUCUCAUCAACAUGCUCCCUCACAAUCCUCAUCUAGUCUACACGUUACUCUACAAGCAAGACCUUUUCACUAGCUUCAAAUCACAUCCCAAGUUCCAGGACAUCAUACAAAAUAUUGACACGGUACUGACGUACUUCUCUGUGAGGUUAGAAGAGACUCAAGAAGAGCAUGACUCACCGUCAGUUCAUGAAGUCUUAGGCAUCAUCAAACAAGGCAUGCUGCAAUGGCCCAGGGAUAGGUUGAGGAAAUUUCCUGAGCUGAAGUUUCGAUACGUAGAGGAGGACCAACCAGAGGAGUUCUUCAUCCCCUACGUGUGGUCCCUAGUCUAUCACUCCUCAAACAUGUACUGGGAUCCAGACCGUGUAGAACUCUUCUCUCUUAAUGCUACAUGACACACCCUAGCCUAAGAGAUGUUUAAUAUAGAACUCUUGUGGUGGUACUCGGUCCAUGGCUGUGCAAACUCCAGAUCGGGUAGAUGCUACAAUACAUGACAGCUUCGACAGAACUUGUGCUGUGUGUUGAUCUGGAUUGCAUAGAACUCUUCUCUCUUAAUGCUACAUGACAUAUCCUAGCCUGAGAGACGUUAUAGAACUCUUGUGGUGGUACUUGGUCCAUCGCUAUGCAAGGUUUAUUGGACUCCAGAUCACCGUAGAUGCUACAAGUCAUAACAGCUUCGACAGAACGUGUGCUGUGUGGUGAUCUGGAUUGUUUGUUAAGAACCCUUCUCCAGGAGUGAUACAAGACAUCAUAGCCUGUAAGAACCCCCUGCUGACGUGUUUUAAGGACACAAAGUAUGCAUGCCUGCAGGAUAGUUCCAUUGGACAAGCGACUGUAACUCCUUUUUCUGAGGAGUAGGUAAUUCCCAAAGACCCUCUAAUAUAAACGUGCAUCUUUCCCCCAUGCUCAGACAGUUCAAUAUAUGCUCAACUUAUCCAAUUUCACAAUCUACCCUAGACUCGCAGUAUAACCAUACCAGUAAUUGUAAAUCGAACCUAAAGCCCAAACACAGCUAGCUUUAGACCAAACCUUCAAAAUUGAAGCUCAGAACGAAUGCUGUCAGAGCAUUGUUGCCAAAGCUUAUGUUGGAUAACUUCCUACGCAAUCCUUGAAUUACAGUCCUGGGGGGUGUUUCACAAAACUUGUCAUCAGUGACAAAUUACUAACAUCCCUGCUUCUGAUUGGUUAUCAGCAGAUUUCUCUCUGGUUUUUGUCAUUGAAAAAAGGCUUUGUGAAACAACACCACCCAGGAUCAAUUUUAGAUUUAGAGAAGUUCGCAUCUUACAAAGUGUGAUUUACACUGACAGUAUCCUAUUGAGGGGAUUAGAAAAUUGAUCCGUGGCAUGAUAGCUGCCCUCAUGAACAUUCUAUUGAGAUACAGAUUUCAAAUUUCAUCAAGAAAAGUGUCCUGUAAGACUCUGAUGUUAAUGAAACUUCAUUUGUUGGUGCAGAAGUUAGUUCCUUCUCUUACAACUAAAUUGACAAAAUCUUGGAAAGGAAAGAAAACUUUUCCCAUCUGUAUAUGACGAGGAUUAUCAUCACUGCUGAAUGUAACUAUCCAUUUAUGGCCUAUGUUUUUUUUUAUUUCCAAGGGGAUGGGGAGAAUGAUUAUUUCCAGCAUGUUUGUACAUACAUGAUAUGUAUAUUCGGCAAUAUUUAGUUUCAUAGUGUAUGAUUAUUUUAAUAUUUUAUUACCAUUUUGCAAUAAGGUUGUUAACUUAUUUUAUCACAGACUGAAAUGUGCACAGAAAAGCCAAAUUAGUUGAUUAUAUGGAAGCCAACAUUGGUUCUAGCAAUUAAAUUCAGUGCACUUUUCAGCUAAUUAGUGUAUAUCAGGUAGUGUUUGUGUUUUUUCUACAUAUGUGCAAAUUGUGUAUAAAGAAAGAUCUUCCUAAUUCAAAUUAGAAUUUGUAGAUAGCAAAUUUGAUAUCUUUGCUGAAAAUCACUUUUAUAUAUGUUAAUUAUCCAUGCUGUAUACUGUAUGAUACAAAUGAUUCUUGUGCAAGAUGCUUUAUAAGAUUUCUAUGGAUAUACUCUAUGUUGGGGCUAGAAUCAUAUUUGGUUGCAGAUUACAUUUAUCUCAACUUACCUGAUAACUUCUAAUGAGGACCACUCUUUAUGUUACAUCUGAAACAUUAUUUCUAAUUUUUCAAUCUUUGGAGAGUGGCAACCACUUAAAAGAUAAUCUUGAGUUUUGGGUGAUUGAAAUAUAAUUAUGGAGAAACUGUCUUAAAGUGAUUUCAGAUUGUUCAAUAUGUUAUGUAUAAGAACCACCACAAAUUAUGGGGUAGGAAGGUAGGAAGACUAAUUUGCAGUCCCAGUUGUUGCACUUACCAUUCUUUGCCUGUUAUUCCGACAUGAAUUUUGUACAAGAUUUAUUUUUGGCAGUUCUUAUUUAUUGUAGCAUUUGGUUGGAUUCCUCACCAUUUGUUUUCAUAUGUGGUGCUGCUGUGCAUGGAAAAACAAACAAUAAAACAAAUUUAGAAAUAGAUACAGUAUUGAAUAACACAUUUGACUGUAUACAUAAAUAAUUUAUUAAUGUUCAAUUUUUUAAUUUCCUUGUCUUUAGAAUUGGUUUUGGGAUAUUUGUUUAUUCAUCAAUGAUGUUAAACAUUAAUAAUGCAAAUUUUAUGUCUGUCAGAAGGAAGAUUCAGAAUUCUAUCUUAUGAACAUUAUUCUCAAAUCAAAGCAAAUUUUAUCACCUUUUAGGGGGAAAAUGAAUAGUCUAUAUGGAAAUGAAAUCACUCCAUGUUAAGUGUGCUAGUCUAUAUCCUUUUUGAAUGAAACAACCUUAGUAUGCUUUGAUCAAUAGUUAUUUAAACAGUCUAGAUGCAAAUAGGUCCAUUGUUUCAUAUAUGAAAACAUGUAUUAUAAUUAACAUGAUUUAAUCUAUAUCUACUAACUUUAGAGGUAAGUUGAAUCAAUCAAAAUGAAAUACAGCAAGCAGAAGCCUGCAGAGGCAUAUCAAGUUCAUAUGGUACAAUGUAGUUCAAUUGUAGUAAAAGAAUGAUAUUCCCCAUGUGUGGGUAUUCAUUGUUAAGCAAGGUAACUAGUGUGUUGUAAUUUUACACAACUAAGCCUGGAACUGGAGUCUUGUGGUUUUCUAAAGAUAAAGACUCCCCCCAAUUUAGCUAUUUGAAUACUAGGAAAAGCACAAAGUAGAAUAUUGCACUACAUUAUUCACCGUCACAUUUAUUUUAUUUAAAAAAGAAAGAUAAAAAGGGUGGUAUUAAAACUAAAAGUUACUAUGUUUCAGCAGAAAAUGAAUUUUUCUGCCAUUACGGAAUAUGAUAAUUUUCUCUGUAUUGUAUUAGGUGUUCAAAUGCUCAUUGAAGUUGCCAUUUUACAAAAUAUCUGUGACUGCGGGAAAGUAAGUUUGUCAGGGUUUGCUGACUCCCAUUCUAGAAGUCUCCUUAAUAUAUUGUCUAUGGUGCACACAUAUGAAGUUUACAUUUAUCACAUGGAGAGAUCAUUCUGAUGUUGUGUUGCAGAUUGUUUUUGCAUCUUGCUACAUUGGGCAAUCUACUUAAUUAGGAGCUGAUUCGAUUUCUGGUUUAUAGUUCUUGAGAGUUCUGUGAUAGAGAUGCAGUUAUUAAAGGAAUUACUUAUAACUUUACAUAGAAGUAAAGGUAGUUGUAAAUGAAUUCUGUCUUAACAUGUGAGAAAAAAAUAUUCAUAGAAGUUGUCAAUGUUAAUUCUUUAAAGAUGUGACGAAAUGCAUGUCGAUUUUCUGUGAUAAUUUUUAUAAACCAUAUUAUAUGUUACUCCAACAUUACUCUAACAUUAUGAAUAAGGGGAUUAAUUUUAAAUAAAUUCCAUGUAAUUGUCGGCCCAGGCAAUAUGGUUUUAAUUUCUAUACCAUUUUGGGGCUCAUUUUUUAUAAUCUCCAUUUGAAGAAAAAUUGAUAGCACCAUUUAUGUUAAUUUAUCUAGAGCUGUUCAUUUGCUUAUCUUUCAACAGUUCAGAGAGCCAGCAACACAUCAUGUAUUAAAACUCUCCUAGUCUUAUGUGUUAUACUUGAUAUUUUUUUCAAUCAGAAAAGUUUGAUUAUAAAGCAUUAUGUGUGAAAUAACGUUUCACAUGACUAUAUAUUUUAUCCUUUAAUGUGUUUGUGUCCCUAAACACCUUAUUUGCUGUAUUCAUUUUUUUUCUUCUGACGUAUAGAGAUAUGAUAAUUUCUCACUGAAACACAAGCAGUGAUUAGCUUGGGUAAUAAUUUCUUGUGACUGGUUGUAAAUACAAAGAAGAAGCUGUGUACAAAAUCUAUCAGAAAUAUGUUCAUAAUGCUAUAAAAUAGAAUUAAAAUGAUAUUUUGUAAACUCAA